UUGUAGAGAACCGCUGUUCCUCACCCCAGAGUACGUGAAAAGGCUCACGGACAUAGCAUAAAGUUUCUGCUGGACAUUUGGAACAUGAGAGAUGACUUCCACACAAGAUUCAGAUGAUGACAGAGCCUUUAAAGAUUUGAACGUUGUUGGAAUGCUGCAUCAGUUUUGGCAGCAAAAACAGGUGAACAGCAGCACAACAGAGACAGAGAAGCUAGUAGUUUAUGAAUCCAUUCCCUCACCAGGACCUCCAUUUAUCUGCUAUGUCACCCUACCUGGAGGGAGCUGCUUUGGCAACUACAAGUAUUGCUACACAAAGGCAGAAGCCAGGCGUGAUGCAGCUCGUAUUGCUCUGAUGAACUCAACAUUCAACGAUUUGCCCUGUCGACGUAUCACUCCAGAGUUCAUCACCCGCAGCAUAGAAGAGGCUGUCACCACCACCAGCGGCAACAUGGAGGAUGUCUCAGACCCGAGCACCAGUUUAGGAGCUUAUUAUCUCAUGCUGAAAUCCAAUACAGGAAAAACCAUGCUGGAAUUUCAGGAAUUAAUGACAGUGUUUCAGCUGUUACACUGGAAUGGGACACUGAAGGCUUUUAGGGAGAGGAGAUGUAGUCGUCAGGAGGUGAUCAGCUACUAUUCUGAGAAACGGCUGGACGAGUGUCUGCGCAGUCACAUGGCUCUGGACUGGCUGCAGAGGGAGAGGAAGAGGCCAGGUCUGAUCUCACGUGAGCUGCAGCUGGCCCUCAGAGAGUUGGCCCAGGCUCGACAGGCUGGCCGAGAGCUUCGCUUCUACAAAGAGAAGAAGGAGAUCCUAAGCUUGGCUCUCAGUCAGGCCUCCACAGAGGAACUCCAGGCCUACUGUGGGGAGGAAAAAGAAGAGUGCUGGAGAAAAGGAGAAACUGCAUUGGCUUAUCUCACAUGUGGGGGCCACUGUCUGGAAACUAGUGUGACAGAUCCGUUAGAACACUGUGAGUUUUAUUACUUGGAGUGUGGGAGUGACAAAGAGUCAUUGGGCUAGUGUGUGUGUGUGUGUGUGUGUGUGUGUGUGUGUGUGUGUGUGUGUGUGUGUUUUCAUAUGUUGGUGGGGACGAAAUGUGUCCACGAGCAUUGGAAUAUCAGACAACUUUGACCCUCUUGGGACAUUUGUUUUAUUUUUCAAACAAGUAAAAUAUACAAAAUAUUUCUUUUUUUGUUUCUGGGAUUAGGGUUAGGGUUAGAUUUAGGAGCGAGCAAAGCAUUAAUUAGCUGCACUAAUUAUGGAAGGCCCUCACAGAAUGUCAAGGAACAUGAACAAGUGUGUGUGUGUGUGUGUGUGUGUGUGUGUGUGUGUGUGUGUGUGUGUGUGUGUGUGUGU
This is a messenger RNA of Tachysurus vachellii, 1351 nucleotides long. RefSeq names its product limb and CNS expressed 1 (gene lix1). The record is from RefSeq and is a predicted model, not a curated record. Gene Ontology annotation, cellular component: cytoplasm. The coding region runs from base 92 to 1015 and encodes 307 amino acids. NCBI's taxonomy places the organism in Eukaryota, Metazoa, Chordata, Actinopteri, Siluriformes, Bagridae. Gene Ontology annotation, biological process: autophagosome maturation. The transcript is spliced from 6 exons.